Brachypodium distachyon (stiff brome) is the source of this 636-nucleotide messenger RNA. Its product is annotated as defensin Tm-AMP-D1.2. The transcript is spliced from 2 exons. The coding region runs from base 100 to 342 and encodes 80 amino acids. The record is from RefSeq and is a predicted model, not a curated record. Gene Ontology annotation, biological process: defense response. NCBI's taxonomy places the organism in Eukaryota, Viridiplantae, Streptophyta, Magnoliopsida, Poales, Poaceae.
CCACCCAAUCCACCCUUGGCUCCUGUAUCCAUCGACGCAGCAAAGUUCAGAUAGCCAGCCAGUGAUAGCAGUGAGCUCUGCUCGGUUAGUGUGACACUGAUGGCGCUCUCUCGUCGCAUGGCUGCGUCCGCCCUCCUCCUCAUGGUCCUCCUCGUCGCCACAGAGAUGGGGACGACGAAGGUGGCGGAGGCGAGGCACUGCCUGUCGCAGAGCCACAAGUUCAAGGGCACCUGCGUCCGCAGCGGCAACUGCGCCAACGUGUGCAAGACGGAGAACUUCCCGGACGGCGAGUGCAAGACGCAGGGCCUGGAGCGCAAGUGCUUCUGCAAGAGGGUCUGUUAAUUAAUGACGUGCAAUGCAUGCUGUUACUAGAUUUGUAGCUCCGUGAUCCAUCUGGUAGUCGUGUUGUUCGUCGGUUGUCCGUGUGUUCCGUCCGCGCAGAAUAAAGUAGACUCGGCAUUGUUCAUCUGCAUAGUCCGGAGCUCUGUUGUUUAGGUGAGGAGUUAUCGGGUUUCAGUAAUUCAGUUGGUCGUCUUGUUUGUGCUAGACAACUACUAGUAGAGGGUGCUGUCAUUAAUUGUACUGUCGUUAUUUCAGCAUGGACGUAUGCAAUGCAUCUGUUAUGUGUGACCGUUU